This is a messenger RNA of Hypomesus transpacificus, 1528 nucleotides long. It is a transcript of the gene exosc9, whose product is annotated as exosome component 9. NCBI's taxonomy places the organism in Eukaryota, Metazoa, Chordata, Actinopteri, Osmeriformes, Osmeridae. The record is from RefSeq and is a predicted model, not a curated record. The transcript is spliced from 13 exons. Bases 179 to 1375 code for a protein of 398 amino acids. Gene Ontology annotation, biological process: U4 snRNA 3'-end processing; nuclear polyadenylation-dependent mRNA catabolic process; U1 snRNA 3'-end processing. Gene Ontology annotation, cellular component: cytoplasmic exosome (RNase complex); nuclear exosome (RNase complex).
UAGUGGAAAAAAAGAGCUUCCAACCACAAACAGUAAGGUUUCGCUUUGGAACACCGACAUGUCGAAUAGGAUAUUAUGAACAUAGGACUGCAGCGGAGUUCACAUGUGUUGAUAAUUCAUGGUGGACACACGUUUGGCACCGAGCGUUUAACAUAUCUGCAACCUUUUGAGAGCCACAAUGAAAGAAACACCGUUGUCAAAUUGUGAGCGACAGUUCCUUUUGAAAGCCAUUGAAGAGAAGAAGCGCCUGGAUGGAAGACAGACCUAUGACUAUAGAACUAUAAAGAUAUCCUUCGGCACUGACUAUGGAUGUUGCUUUGUUGAUCUUGGGAAGACGAGAGUUAUGACACAAGUCUCCUGUGAGCUCGUCGUCCCGAAAGACAACCGACCAUCGGACGGGAUAAUGUUUUUCAACGUAGAGCUAUCACCUAUGGCGUCGCCUGGUUUUGAAGUUGGCAGGCAUUCCGAACUGCUGGUGAAGUUGAACAGACAACUGGAGAGAUGUCUGAGGAACUCUAAAUGCUUUGAUACAGAGUCUUUAUGUGUGGUGUCUGGUGAGAAGGUGUGGCAGAUAAGGGUUGAUGUUCAUGUCCUGAACCACGACGGCAACCUGAUGGAUGCGGCUAGCUUGGCCGCCAUCACUGCUCUUUCCCACUUCAGACGGCCUGACGUUGGUAUCCAUGGAGAGGAGGUCACUGUGUACGGUUCAGAGGAGAGAGACCUCAUCCCUCUCAGCAUCUACCACAUGCCAAUCUGCGUUAGCUUCUCUUUCUUCCAACAAGGGACCUACCUGUUGGUGGAUCCGUGUGAGAGGGAGGAGCGUGUGAUGGAUGGCCUGCUGAUGAUCGCCAUGAACAAGCACAGAGAGAUUUGUUCCAUCCAGUCCAGCGGGGGCAUCAUGCUGCUCAAAGAACAGGUGCUGAGGUGCAGCAAGAUCGCCAGUGUUAAAGUUACAGAAAUCACCGAGCUCAUUCACAAAGCCCUGGAAAACGACAAGAAAGCCAGGAAAGAAGGCAGUAGGUGUGGCUUCGCAGAGUCUAUGCCACGAGAGCGAAUCACCGUGCUGAAAAAGAAGGAGACGCCGGUGGAAACGAUGAACAUCAAAGAGAAAGCCAAAGAGAUCAUCCAGAGAGCAGAGCCCCCGUCCCAAUUGGUGUCGUCUCCUGUGCUGCCGGCCCCAGGCACAGGCCAGGUGGGCGAAGGGCUCCAGAACAGCUGGGGUCUGGAGGAAGACGAGGACGAGGAUGAAGAUCAGGGCGAUAUAGUGAUGUUGGAAAAGCGUGGGAGGACAGUGGAUGUUGUGGUCAUAUCGGAUAGCGAGGAGGAGGAAGUGGUCAUGCUUAACCAGGAAACAUCAGAGCCGGCUCCCAAAUAAGAUUAAAGGGUCUGCCAUGAAGAAAACAACAAGGUCCGGCAGUGAGACACCAGCCCAGAUUCCUCUCGAAACUUCCUCAGUCUGACAGAUUAUCUACAUUUGUAAAAUGUGCCAUAAAAUAUAUAACUCUUUAUUAAAAGCUACAUUUUCCAA